CUGACUCGACACUAUCAGCCUCCGUGUGAGUGCCACGGAGGGAACUGUCUUGUCAAAAGUACACAGACACCAUGAACUCUUGAUCAGCACCAGGUCCAAUGGUCAGCUGCGCCUCUGCUAUGGUCUGAAUGUCCGCCUAGCCUCUCCAGCACACCGCAGCCAGACUGCAGGAGGACUUGAACGCAGCACAGUACUCAAGUACGCCUGAGUUAAGUUUAAAAAGUUAGGCCAGGGGUCAUGUCUGAGCCAAGAACUUUUGUGAGUCCGUUUCACAGACCCAGGUGUUUGGCUGCUGCGGCUCCGGCGGGAAAAGCCAAACUCACGCAUCCCGGAAAGGCGAUUCUGGCAGGUGGGAUUGCAGGAGGCAUAGAGAUCUGCAUCACCUUCCCAACAGAGUAUGUUAAAACUCAGCUGCAGCUGGACGAAAAAGCAAAUCCUCCCAAAUACAGAGGAAUCGUGGACUGUGUGAAGCAGACGGUGAACAGCCAUGGGGUGAGGGGGCUUUACAGAGGUCUGAGCUCGCUGCUCUAUGGCUCCAUACCUAAAGCAGCCGUCAGAUUUGGGAUGUUUGAGUUUCUGAGUAACAAAAUGCGGGAUGAAAGUGGGAAGCUGGACAGUAAGAGAGGAUUCUUCUGUGGCCUUGGAGCUGGAGUCGCAGAAGCUGUGGUUGUGGUGUGUCCGAUGGAGACCGUUAAGGUGAAGUUCAUACAUGAUCAAACUUCUGCAAACCCAAAGUACAGAGGUUUCUUUCACGGUGUGAGGGAGAUCAUCAGGGCUGAAGGGCUGAAGGGGACCUAUCAGGGACUGACAGCCACCGUGUUAAAACAAGGAUCCAAUCAGGCCAUCCGCUUCUACGUCAUGACCUCGAUGAGAAACUGGUACAAAGGCGAUGACCCCAACAAGGCCAUCAAUCCUCUGAUAACUGGGCUGUUUGGAGCCAUCGCUGGUGCUGCCAGCGUCUUUGGGAACACUCCGCUGGAUGUCAUUAAAACCAGGAUGCAGGGGCUUGAAGCUCACAAGUACAAGAGCACAGUUGACUGUGCUGUUCAGAUUAUGAAGUAUGAAGGACCGAUGGCGUUCUACAAAGGUACGGUUCCUCGUCUGGGCCGAGUGUGUAUGGAUGUUGCCAUAGUCUUCAUCAUCUACGAGGAAGUGGUGAAAGUCCUGAACAUGGUGUGGAAGACGGACUGAGAUGGACUCCUUGGUGCUACUCAACUUCAAAUCCACCUUUUCUAAUAGGCCACAACCCGUCUCCUUAAAUCCUGCUUCCUGGUUCUGAUAUCUACCUCCCAGUGUGUUCAAGCAGAAAAAAGGAACUAAUUGAUUUAAUUCUUGAUUUUUUUUUUUUUUACAGCAGCAGUGGAAGCAUGAGCUGCUAAAGGGGCCCACAAAGCUAAAACUGCUGCAACGGCCUCCCUUUGUUAUCUCCAACCCCAUAGAGGAAGAUUCCUUUACAGCUCAGGGAAACAACGGGGCAUUUAUUUAGUUCUGCUCAGCAUUUAAAGUGAGCGCUGUCAGCACAAACUAAUGCUGUACGCACGUAGAGAAUCCAUAGUGUGAUUUAAACACUAGUAACAAAUACUUGAACAUAAUUAACAAAUCCAACAUUUUAAUUUCCUUUUAUUGUUGAGAUAUUUUCUUAAAUAAAGCUGUUGAUUGUAUUAGGUACCUGACAGAACUUGACAUUCAGGGGUCACAUGAUGACCAAAAAAAGAACGAAAUGUCUUAAAUUGAGAUUGUCCAAAUGUUUAUUCAUAAAUAUUUAAUUAUUUCACAAUUUAUUUUGAAACGCACACAUCCUUUAAUUGCCGAGAUGGAGGGUUUAUCUUUAAUGAGCAAAGAUGUCUGGUGUUAAUUUACGUGACUGUAUAAGUGCCUGUCUGUCAGCCUCUACGUGGCUUCAUCACGGGCAGUGUGUGAGGUUAAAUCACAUGUUCACAUCUCCGUUCACCUUAAAUGUCAGUGUUUCUACAAGUUUUCUGCUUUCAGACUUCCUUUACAAAUCCUCUCUCGUUUUAAGAUGCCUUACGGGCGCCUACAAAGAAUGGGAGCUUCAUCUUUUAUCGCAGAUGUUUAAUGAGUGACUCAGUAAUGUUGAUCUCUAAUGUUGAUCUCUAAUGUGCCAACCGCUGCUCAUAAACCUAGUGGAGCUCCGUGUUGACUGGAGCUUGCAGCUUGUUUACAUGCAGUACAGAUCUGUUUUGUAGAACACACCAUGUUUACCGUGCGUUGCCUUCUUCUUCUGUGUCCAUGUUUAACUGAUUGUACGUACGCCGGGACCUCCACCACAGCUGGAGGUGUCUGAUUAACAGUAGUGAUUUCUCCAGUAGAUAAAACUAAUUGUGCCUUGGGUGUCAUUAAUUCUGCUUUGUACGCUCAAAUAAACAUGGAUUGGACUGUUC
Molecule: messenger RNA, 2402 nt
Organism: Nothobranchius furzeri (turquoise killifish)
Lineage: Eukaryota; Metazoa; Chordata; Actinopteri; Cyprinodontiformes; Nothobranchiidae
Gene: slc25a1b
Product: slc25a1 solute carrier family 25 member 1b
Biological process (GO): mitochondrial citrate transmembrane transport
Cellular component (GO): mitochondrion
Molecular function (GO): citrate secondary active transmembrane transporter activity
Source: RefSeq, a predicted model, not a curated record